AUGUCAGCGUGUGGACUUGCGUCAAAAAGUAUAAACAAUGAGUGGUUCUUAGAUAGUGGUGCUUCCGAACAUAUGUGCUCUACAGUAGACAAUUUUAUAAACUAUAAAAAGUUGUUAGUGCCUAAAGACGUUGUUAUUGGGGAUGGGACAAUAAUAAAAGCAUUAGGUUAUGGUGACAUUGACCUUGAAGCAUAUGAUGGUCAACAAUGGAUCAAAACAUUAAUAAGCAAUGUUUUGUAUGUGCCGAGCAUCAAGGUAAACCUAUUUUCCAUGAGUGCUGCUCUGGAUAAAGGCUACAAGCUGGAAUCAACUGCUACUGAGUGCCAGUUUAUAAAAAACAAUAGUGUCUAUGCUAUAGCGAAGAGACAUGGUAAAAUGUACACUAUGUUAUUCAAAAAGCCCGAUGCUUGUGCCAUGGUUGGAAAAGUGAUGUCAAAUUUAAGGGAAUGGCAUACUAAACUAGCUCACCAAGACAUUAACCAAGUAAAAAGCAUCUUGAUGAAACAGAAUAUAAAGUUUAAAAAUAGUAAAGAAGAAACCUGUUUGCCAUGUUUGAAAGGAAAACAACAUAAGUUUCCCUUCCCACUGAGUACCCAUAGAGCAACAAAACCAGGAGAGGUUAUCCAUAUAGAUAUUGGAGGCCCAAUAGAAGAAACUUCACUAGGAGGGGCAAAGUUCUUUUUACUCAUUAAGGAUGAUUAUUCCAAAUAUAGAAAGGUGUAUUUUCUGAAGAACAAAAGUCAGUCUAUAGAAUAUUUAAAACAGUUGUUGAAGAUGAUGAUGAUGGAAUAUAAAUCAAUUAGACAUUCCUCUUAUGCAGCACUUUAUUACAGUGAUUAUAAUGUAUGCGCUUGCGCUAGGCUCGCUCGC
Brenthis ino (lesser marbled fritillary) is the source of this 870-nucleotide messenger RNA. Lineage: Eukaryota; Metazoa; Arthropoda; Insecta; Lepidoptera; Nymphalidae. The record is from the annotation of a GenBank genome assembly.